This is a messenger RNA of Racocetra persica, 652 nucleotides long. The record is from the annotation of a GenBank genome assembly. NCBI's taxonomy places the organism in Eukaryota, Fungi, Glomeromycota, Glomeromycetes, Diversisporales, Gigasporaceae.
AAGAUUCGAAAGAUGAAAAUCCACAAGAAGAUUCGAAAGAUGAAAAUCCACAGAAAGAUUCGAAAAGUAGAAAAGUUAAACUAGAAAUUUUGAUAAAAUACAUCAAGCCAAAUAUUAAUUAUAUUGAUUGUGCCAUAAUUGCUUGCGAUGAUCGCGAAGCUUGCGACGCUUGUAAUACUGACGAGCCACAUCCGCACAACUUAAAGAACUUAGAGAAACGUUUGAGAGAAUAUAAUGAAUACGUAUCCAAAAAUUUUCUUAUUAUAAUUUGGGUGUUUGGUAAAAACCAUGAUGAAUGUUGUAAAGCCAAAGUUCUAAACCAUGAUGAAUGUUGUAAAGCCGAAUUUCUAAACUUUGACAACCUCCACGUGGUUUGUGUUCAUAAACUUGAAGCAAAAUUUCUAUGGUACAAUUUGAUAAAUUCAUUUAAAGAAAAAAUACUACGCAAGGACCCAAAAACUCUAUGGAAAAAUGCGAGAAAAAAUUUGAUUGAAGUACGCACGCCUGAAAAUAAUCUGAUAAAGUUACUUAAUGACGAAACACUACGCACGCCUGAAAAGUCACUUAAAGAUGAAACACUACCCACGACUGAAAAUAAACCAAAUAUUAUUCUAUGGCAAAAGUUGAUAAAGUCACUUAAUAAGUUGAUAAA